GAGGAGGAGGAGGAGGAGGAGGAGUGCAUGGAUUCUCACUGUCACUGGUGAACGACUGUGCGUGCGCCGAACAGAAGAACGAGGCAUGGCUGGGAAGCCAUUCCGGGCUACCCAAAUCUGGAGCAGCAUCAUCUCCAACCUCCACACUCACGUGGAGGUCAAGCGCCGGCGGCACAAUCUCAAGUCGUACCAGGACUGCUUCCUAGGCUCUGAGGCCGUGGAUGCUGUUUUGGCGCACAUCACCUUGAAUCACUUCUUCGGCGACGAGGCCGUCCCUCGCCAGAAGGCCGUCCGACUUUGUCAAGCCCUGAUGGACUCGAAGGUCUUUGAGCCGGUGGGCAUUAAAGUGUUUGGCAAGGAAAAGAAGCGGGCCACUUUCGAGGACAGCAGCUGUAGUUUGUACAGGUUCACGAGCCCUGAGACGGGCUUAUCACCGCUGAACAACACCAAGUCCAACUCCACGGGGACCAUAGAGAGCGGCUAUGACUCUCCCGGCAUAAACAGGAACAAGAACAGCUAUAGUCCAUUAUGUGAAAGACAAGAAGUGCCGUCGUACUCCACUCACUCCCCUGUAAGAAUAGGCAAACCAGUGGAGGACGUGCUGAGAAAUAUCAACCUGAGCUCGGCCAUCACGCCUCAAAUGAUCAACUUGGGCCUCUCACGGGAGCUGGUGGCUGAGGUGUGGCAUCAGCAGGCUGUGUGCAGGCUUCUGCAGUUGAUUGAGCUCCCGCUGCUGGAGAACCUACUGGAGGGCAGGGAUGCCUCGCGGACUUCUUUGCAGGCCGUGGACAGCGACUCAGACCUGCUGUUGACAUCAGGCUACUUGGACAGAGAAGUGCUCAAGGCCUUCAGUGAGGCACAGGCAGAUGAAUGGAUGUCUGGUGCCUUGGACUGCCUGGAGUUCGUCCCCGACGACCAAGUGGCGGAGGUCAGUAAAGGUCUGGCCGGCUGCGCGAACGACCUCAUUGAGUGUAAGAGGCUGCUCUACCAAGUCCUGGCUAAGCAUUACGUACAAGCCGACCAGCCGCCUCUCCUCUGCAACCACGUGUUCGACAUCCACUCGGGCAUCUCGGAACUUCUCGUAAACGGCAAGCUGGAGCAAGCUCUGGAGGCACUGCAGCUCAGCGUGAAACUGCAGGACUCUCGCUGCAGGGAGGAGCUGCGGCGGCUGCUCAGGUUCAUGGCCAUCGCCGCUAACGCGCAGGACAUCAAACUGCACAAAGAGAUCGAGAACCGAAUGGCAGUGAAGAGGUCGUUCUCCAGCGCCAUCGUGUACAGCAAAAGACUCUCCAAAGGCAAAGUGGACCUGAUGGUUCUGUUUCUGAUGGACAACCACUGCGAUCUGUUUAAAGUUCCAGUUUCAUUACACAAGAUGGUCAGCGACAGAUUAAAGAAUAUCAUUAAAGCGAAGGACGCGGAUAUGAUAACAGGUUCGACAUAUUGCACAAGACAGAACGCAAAGACUUAUUCGGAAGAUGCAGAAAAACACACCAAAGAGGAAUUGUGGUCGUUACUGCGGACAAUCCACGAGAACCCAAACCUGCCCAGCAAGGAAAAGAGACGUUUGCUAGCACAAUUUUACAAAGGCCACCCGGACAUUUUUGUGCAGUAUUUUGGCAAUAAAUUAUCAAGCAUGAACAUGUUGAUACAGUAAUAAUAAUUGGUUAAAUAGAAAGAGUGGAGCCUUUGUGACUGUGAAUGUGGAUUUGAAAGGAUUAAGCUGUGAAAAGUGGGACAAUUUGGAGUUUAACCCAAAUGUUGUGGUGAAAAAAAUAUGCCUCAGAAGUCAAAGAAAGCUUGGAAUUCAAACCAUAAGGGUGAUUGCAGCAUGUUGUUACAAACUUCAGCUAAGUAGGCAUCCAAAGUGUUAAGCUUUUUCUUUAACUUCUUCUUUGUGAUGCCAUCACAAAUACGUGAUAACGAUAGACCAGUCAAUGGACAUUACUGUGACAUACAAAAGCAUCUGGCUGCUCAGCACAUUAUGAGCAAUACAACCUUAAGUUUUGUUUGUUUGUUUUAA
Messenger RNA from Phycodurus eques (leafy seadragon), 2020 nucleotides. RefSeq names its product DEP domain containing 7, paralog a (gene depdc7a). The transcript has 9 exons. Gene Ontology annotation, biological process: intracellular signal transduction. Lineage: Eukaryota; Metazoa; Chordata; Actinopteri; Syngnathiformes; Syngnathidae. Bases 86 to 1654 code for a protein of 522 amino acids. The record is from RefSeq and is a predicted model, not a curated record.